AAUGCAUGACUUGCACAUGUUCUGCAUGUAAGGCGACACAAAUAAGUGGUAUAUUUAGUUUUCUGAUUUGUGACUUUUCAGGAUUUUGUGUGGAAAGCCAGCAUUUUUCUUGGCAAUAAUGGAUGUUUCUUUUGAAAUAUAAUGCCUUUUAAUAACUAGGAAAAAUGAUAUUGCCUGUACUGAAUAAAAAGCCAGCAUUAUUAAGAAAUGUAAUAUUUGUAACAACUGUUGCAGAUAUUCUAAGAAUAAGCACUGUUGCAGAUAUUCUAAGAAUAAGCACCUCUCUCUUUCUCUCUCUCUCUCUCUCUCACACACACACACGCACAUGCCUGUUCUGUGUGUGUGUAUAGAAUGCUACACCGACUUACAAAAUUUUAAGAGCAGAAAGGAUAACAGAAAAUCAGAAAAAGAACAAUACAUGAUAAUAAAAGCCAUACAAUAAAUAACCUAUAGAAUAGAGCCAAUUAAACAGCAGCAAAAGCAUAAUAAUCUGUCUUAUUAUCUGGAAAAUAACCUAAGCCUUUAUUAAAUGCUUGACUAUCCUGUGUAAACUACUUGGGAGAGCACACAAAACUUUUUAAAGUUAUUUGUUUAAAGGAUCUAAAAUGCUUUUGUGAGCAAAGCUUACCCAGCCUAGCAACAGUUACUGGGUGAGAAGUUAGCCUAUAUUAUGAGACCUCUCACAGCCACAUGAUAGGCAGAGCUCCUUAACACCAGGGCUGCAGCUGAAGCGGGUAUCAUCUUGCCAUCAAAUAAUCUCACCAAACAAUGGUGAAACCUUUCUCUCUCUCCCCCUAGCAUGCACAGAUUCUAAGAAGACAAUUCAGUUUAGGCUAUGAGAACUAAGAUUUCGCUUCCUCAUCUAGUCCUCACUUGCCAUUGGAGGAGGAAAAAUCUUGACUGCAAUCAUGAUUAGGAAUCCAGAUUUUGACACAUUUGUUUGUUGUGCUGUUUGUUCAAAACUAAUUCCACCACCUCCUAGACCAGAGACUUUUGAGCGGAUUCGAGAAUACAAGCCUUACAAAACUCGGUAUUAUACACACAGAGAUAUAUUGGAAUUGGGAGCUGACAUUAAGCAAGCAGAAGCAGAUAGAAGAGAAGCAGAAGUACAACAACGAAUUGAAAAAGUGCAAGCUAGACUAUUGCUCCAGGCUGCAACAGAAAGAGAGGAUGCUGUGGAAGAUGCCCUCAAUCGUGCAGCAGCUCUACACCAGCAAGAUAUUGAAGCCCUUAAAGAGAAAGACGAAAAAGCAUUACAAGAGGCUGUGAAGAACACAAGGAUAGAAAUGCUCCAUCACCUGGAACUGGAACUGAAAAGAGAAUCGGAAGCUGCUGAGCAGAGGAUGACACACAAACUUCAGCGACUCAUGCUGGAGCUCGCAAUGGAGAAGUCGAAAGCCGUUGCUGAAGCUAGACAGGAAGAGAGGAACAAAAUAUCUGGAAUGCUUGACAAGCAAAACAAGAGGUUUUUGGAACAAUUCCGGAAAGCUGGAGAGAUUGCCAAUGAAAUUUAUCAGAAGAACCUGCAGCAGUUGUCCGUGGAGAAAAAAUAUGAAAUGGAAAUGGCCUUUAAAAUCUCCCAGAAAGAGUUUCAGGAAGAAACUGAGAAACUUAUCAAAAGCGCAGAAAAUCUCCGUGAGGCUCAGUUGGAAGAGGUGUCACAUGAGGUGAGCAGGAAAAAUGGCGAGAUCCUGACUCUUAGCCAGCAACUGGAAAGCAUGACAGACUGGAAAGAUAGCCUGGAAGCAGAAAUAUUAGAAACAAGAGAAGCAUUUCAGAAAUACAUUAACCUCACAUUUCCACAACUUGCACCAGGGCAAGCAGACUUUAUCUUACCAUUCAGAAAAGUAUCUCAGUUUGUUGACUCUGGUGUAGAAACGUAAGCUGAAUGACAACCAGGAAGGAGUUCUGCCUGUUUGCUGCAGCCAUCCAGUCUUGCUGUUGAGGAGUUGCUUAACUGCUGGGGAAGGAGGAGAAAUAAAUCCAUCUUCUCUCACUAA
This is a messenger RNA of Podarcis raffonei (Aeolian wall lizard), 2000 nucleotides long. RefSeq names its product small integral membrane protein 8-like. The coding region runs from base 909 to 1883 and encodes 324 amino acids. The record is from RefSeq and is a predicted model, not a curated record. The transcript is spliced from 5 exons. Lineage: Eukaryota; Metazoa; Chordata; Lepidosauria; Squamata; Lacertidae.